This is a messenger RNA of Hypanus sabinus (Atlantic stingray), 5222 nucleotides long. RefSeq names its product interleukin 34 (gene il34). The transcript is spliced from 8 exons. Gene Ontology annotation, molecular function: macrophage colony-stimulating factor receptor binding; cytokine activity. The record is from RefSeq and is a predicted model, not a curated record. The coding region runs from base 416 to 946 and encodes 176 amino acids. Lineage: Eukaryota; Metazoa; Chordata; Chondrichthyes; Myliobatiformes; Dasyatidae. Gene Ontology annotation, biological process: positive regulation of monocyte differentiation; positive regulation of macrophage differentiation; positive regulation of protein phosphorylation.
CCUUGGCCUUGUUGCUCUUGGCAUUCAUCUCUACGAUUCCUUUGCUUACGUGGUGCUUGGCUCUGUUCACUUUUUCAGUCUGGAUCUCUGGAAGAUUUUGACCACAAAUCACACUGCAGGGCACUUCCAGACACACUGGACUGAUGAAGGGCAUAACACAAAUCCAAGGACUUCCCUUUCUUCACACCUUCAGGAUUAUCAAAACCUGAGCAGCUUCCAGCUUUCUAUACGGUCCAGGGGCCUGGAAUCUCCUGAGGGUAAUUACAAGUUCCUUCAGUUUAUUUUUCCAGAAGGAGGUAUGGACUGAAUUCUUCAGGCUUUUCAGAUGAUCCAGGGUUGGGAAUGCUGAUUGAAUCCAAUGAGGGUAAAGGCAUAGCGAGUUCUGCUGCUGGGAGCUACACUUACGACAACGACAAUGUUGUGGGAUUUCACCAGAGCCAUCUAUUUAAGUCUUCUUGGGGCACUGGUCACUGCAGACUCACUCUGCAUCCAUCUGGAGGAACUUCACAACAAGCUGCAGUACAGACAAAGGGUCAAGUACACGAAAGAUUACUUUCCGAUUAACUACUCCGUACAAGUUCACUAUGAAGAUAUAUACCGAACGAUAAAUGUUACUCGGAUGAGGAACAAAGGUUUUAAUGAAGUUGACCUGAAGCUGUUAUGGAUUUACAUCAAUUCUCAAGUGUUGGAGACAAUUCUUGAAGUUCUUCCAAAAAGACACCCAUCUCGAACUUAUGUGGAGGACAUUGCUAUGCUGCUAACUUACCUGAGGAUGGGUGUGGAAGAAAUGAUUGAAGACAUUGAGGACAAGCGGGUGGAGAAAAUACUCUAUCAAGUCAGCGACAUGGACCUGAAAAGCAGGAAACGGCGAAUUCGGCCCAAGGCCUUGUUUGAUAACUGCUACCGAGUAUUGAAACAGAUCUUCCAUUGCAACUGGGUUCCGUGACAGAGCCACCCAACUCCUGCAUCGUCGCCGUCAGGAAGAAAGGCACCUGCUCUGCCAGGCUUUAUACUCCCUCGUUGACAUCAGAAGCAUCUGAGACAGUUACGCCUGCUGUCACCCGAGUACUCAUGGAGAUGCAGGACUGGGUUGUGUUUGGCGGAAGGGUCAUGAUGGACUCACUGACGAAGAUCUGUGGACAGUGACCAAUUUGCUAACUUUCCCUUACCCCCAUCCGCAUCCCCGUUCCAGUGUCCCUUUUGGCUUCUGUUCCUUUUGUAAGUAUUUGAUCUGGUCAAGUUCUUUUGCAGCUCUCUGUCCAUACACUGUAAACACUAAGUUUGAUAGCUUCACCCUCUACCUGCCCUGCCAACUAUUCACAAAAUUCUCCCGUGAUUCAGAAUACCAGUAAGCCCAAUUCAAUAUCAUGACUAGAAUGAUCAUAGUGCCUGGUCAAAGCAGGAAGCCGGGAAACUGGAACUCUCUCAAGGAGUGAUGUUAAUGGUUAAUUUAGACUUGAAAAGCUGGCUAGAACAGCAGAGGAGACUGGUACCUUACUAAUUAGUGAGAAGAGAUCGGUCUGUCCCUUCAGAUACUGGGAGAAAUCACAUGGCGGAGAAGAUUGAAACAAGUAAAUCAGAGACUUCCUCGUUGUUACCCAGCACGGACAUGAGUUACCGCAACAGCCAACCUAUUGCGAGGGGCUUCAUUAGGAAACUGAUUUUAACGACAGAGCCACAACUAUUUGUUGUAUCCACUUCUAUAAUCCACACUGGUGUCAGAAGCAGAAAGAUAUUGUCUGCACAUCUCACUGCCCAAUAAAAUGAUGAUUGGUAUAUUCCUCCUGCCUACAGUUGGUGAUCAGAUGAUGUACUGGAUAAUAUAUGUCUGAAUGCUUCUAGUGUCUCCCAUCCUGUCAAUGUUCUGACUCUGGGCUGUUUGCCAGUCCAACAUGUGUACUUAUUACAUCCAAAUAUAAAUAAAAUACUAUAUUCUAUUGUGGGGAAGUAACAAAGGUUGAAACUCACCUUCCCGCCAAAUACAUCCUUGCACACUAAUCCCACACUUUAAAAAUGUCUUCAUCGGACAGGCUGCAGCAACUGAAGGUGAUUACUGCUUCUGCUCGAGGGCAUCUAGGGUGGGUAAUCAUUGCUGGUCUUGUUGACAAUUCAGAUUAGUUUAUUGCCACAUACGCAAGGAUGCAAUGGAACUCCUAGACACACAUUUAAUGAAGAUUGUUCACAAGUGUACAACUACAAGUAGCACUGGUAGAUACCUGAGCAAUGUUGGUAACUGUGAGAUUAAUGACUAGCUUCUGCCUUUUUAAAAAAGGAUUUAUUAACAUUUUUACAUUAUUUAUAUAAUUUUCAAAUAUAUAUUUACAAAUAUAUAUCUAUUUAAAAUAUUGCCAUCCUGUUGAGGAUUCUCUCCAGCUUCUGCAGUGCCAACUGUUGCAGAUGACCUCUUGAAGGCCGUUGACCGCCCUGACUAAAGUCAAAGUCAAGUUUAUUGUAAAAAGCACCCAUAGGUGUAUUUGGAAGUACAAUUUUUAAAAAAACAUACUUGCAUCAGCAUCACAGGCAUAUAGCAUCAUAUCGACACGGUUUAACAAGAAAAACAUAAAUUAUACAAAAAAACACAACUAGAUCAAGUCUUAUUGCCAUAUACAUGUACAGUAAUACAGUAUAUUGGGAAGUUAGUAUGGUGUGUUAGCACAACCUGCAACAGGAAAACAACAACAUUCAACAAUUGUAAAGAUUAAAGAAUUGUAUAAAAGAUAAAGUUAAAGUAAGUUCUUCACAGUGAGUAGUAGGUGUGGGGGAUGUGCUACCAUCCGUCUUGGGAGAGGCAGAUACAUUAGGCAUUUAAGAAACUCUCAAGCACAUGGAUGAUAGAAAAAUGGAGGGCUAUGUAGGAGGGAAAGGUUAGACUGAUCUUAGAAUAGGCUCGACAUUGUGGGCCGAAGGGCCUGUACUGUGCUGUAGUGUUCUCUGUUGCGGAUGGCAUGUAAACAAAAGAUUUUCACAUGCAUCUUGGUCCAUGUGACAAUAAUCUAAUCCAAUCCAAUCUGUAUUUCUCAGGUAAAUGAGGGAUAGAAACAUAGAAAACCUACAGCACAAUACAGGCCCUUCGGCCCACAAAGCUGUGCCGAACAUGUCCCUACCUUAGAAAUUACCCGGGGUUACCAUAGCCCUCUAUUCUCCUGAGUCUUACUUCAGUGGUUGGCAAGUUGAUGGAGGAGAUCUUGAGAGGCAGGAUUUAUGAGCAUUUGGAGAGGCACAAUAUGAUUAGGAGUAGUUGUCAGAUUUAUUUGACUUGAGUUGCCGUGCAUACAGCAGAUUCAAUGUAUCACAGGUUCAGAAUCGUUUUCUUGUUUGGAGAGAUAAAAUUCUGUGGAAAUUCCUAGGGGAAGCUGCUGAGAGAGCUGAACAUCUGCAAAGGUAUUGGGAUAAGGUCCAGUGUAGCCUCUGGGCAGGAGAUUGCUGGAAGGGCCUAUACUGUGCUGUAAUAUUCUACAUUUUCUUAAAGUCCAUUGUAAUGCAAAGUGGUCACAGUGUUGUUCUACUGAGGUAGUGACUAGGGUUGAACAGGUAUGUUCAAGAACUGAAUGGUUGAAAAGAAGUAGCUGUUCUUGAAUCUAGUAGUGUGGGACUUCAUGCUUCUGUACCUCCUGCCCAAUGGUAGCCAUGAGAAGAUGACAUGGCCCCAAUAGUGGGAGCCUUUGAUGAUGGAUGUUCACCUUUCAAGGCAGUGCCUCCUGUGGAUGCUACUGAUGGUGGGGAGAGAUGUGCCCUUCCUCCCUGCAGCUCCUGACAUUCCUGCAGAUUUGAGUUGCCUUACCAGACCGUGAUGCAACCAGUCAGGAUACUUUGAACAGUAUACCUGUAGAAAUCAGUCAGGGUGUUCGGUGACAAGCUGAACAUCCAUAGCCAUCUAAGAAACUAAAUCUGGGUACCUUCCUUGUGAUUGCAUCUUUGUACUGGGCCCAAGGCAUAGAUGCAAUCACAUCAAUAAUACCCAGGAAUAUAAAGGUGCUGACCCUCUCUACUGCGGAUUUACCAGUGUAGACUAGAACACGUUCACCCACUUUUCCUGUAGCAUCCAUCACUAAGGGAAGUCAGUGGCAACACAACCUCUGACACAAUUUACCUAGGGAGGCCCAAGAAAAUGUUAAUGUUUAAGUAAUAUGUGGUACGUCUUUGGGUUGUCCAUGUAUUUCCUUCUCAUACAGCUACGAGGCAGGAAAUGCACAAGUGGUUUGUACUGACCCAGAGAAUUUGUGGCUGAAUCAUUCAGGCAAAUUGGAACUUCAAUUGCUUUUUUUCCUCUCUUUCCAAUUUAUUUAUUUAUUUAUUUAUUUGUUUAUUUAUUGAUUGAUUUAGAGCUCAGCACAGUAAUAAGCCCUUCCAGUCCAACAAACUUGCACAGUCCAUUUGCAUCCAUAUGACCAAUUAACCUACUAACCGGUAUGUCGUUGGAGUGGGGAAGGAAACCCAUGUGGCAAAGGUGAAAGAAAUUGAACCCAGAUUGCUGGCACUGUGUUGCCGUGCCACUCCUUAAUGGAUUCAUUUUCCUUGAACUCUUGAUGUGCAGAUUAGACUGAGAGCGCAGAUUCUCAGUUUCUCAGCUGCUACUCGAAGACCAUAAGUCACAGGAGCAUAAUUAGGCCAUUCAGCCCAUAAAACCUGGCUGAUUGAUUAUUCCUCUCAAUCCCAUUCUCCAGCCUUCUCACUGUCCUCACUGGCCAAAAAACCUAUCAAGCUCUGCUUUGCUGUAAGUAUACCCAAUGAUUUGGUUCCACAGCCAUCCUUGGUAAUGAAUUCCACGGAUGCACUACCCUUUGGCUGAAGAAAUUUUUCCUUUUCUCAGUUCUAAGGAAGCAGUCUUGUAUUCUGAGCAGUGUUCCUGCUAAGCUGCACAGUAACUGAAAUGCUCCCACACACAUCGCAUUUGUUGCUACACAGUUGGAAUUUUCUUUUAUAAAAUGUUAAUAUAAUUUUGAAACCUAUGUUAAUAUAAUUGUGAAAUCCCCUGUAAUUAAUUAUAUUAAUGAAUAUAAUCCAUAAAUUUUAAAAAUAAUAAGCAUACCACAACCUUUAGUUUGAAACAUUUUAGAGCUUCGAUGUAUUUACAUUGUCGGUGUUUCAAGUUACAAAACUUGCAAAUUGUAACAAUGAACACAGAAUGGAAGUCCAUAACUCAUUACUGUAUUAAUAAAGUGCUGUCCUGCUGAAUGCCAGCAUCAUCAAAGUUUAAAAGUUUAUGAAAUGUGAGCAAUUUU